AUUUAAUUUUUGUGGAUUUUUUUUCUUUUUUUUUCAAAAUGGGUAGAUCACUACUAAAAUCUCGAUCCAACCAAGUGCUGAAGUGUGGGGAGUUCUAUUUGAAGACGAAUCCGCAGCUGAGCUCCCUGCGAAAGUACAGCGAUGGUGGCAGCCUCAAGGAAGUGCUGGCCAAGAAGAUACCACAGGAGCGCGAGAAGAUGCUGGGCAUCAAGUGCCUGCACGGCGACAAGAAGUUGGGCGAUAUCAAGGUGAGCAAUGUGAUGGGGGGACAGCGGGGUCUGCUGCUCCUCAUGUGCGACACCUCAUAUGUGGACCCCAACAAGGGGAUCUUCUACCGCGGGAUAGCACUGAAGGAUGUGUGCGCCAAGCUGCCCCGCGUCCAGAAGGACAGCAAGGAGGGCACACCAGAGGGAGCGUUCUACCUACUCACGGCUGGGAAGAUGCCCAACAAGAAGCAAGCGAAGGACGUCACCACGGAGUGGCAAAAACGGGGCAAGCUCCCCGACUACUGCUUCAAGCUGCUGGACAGCAUGGACAAGCGUAUCCAUCCGAUGGCCCAGUUUUGUGCAGCCAGCGCCGCUCUCAAUCCGGAGAGCAAGUUCGUGGAGGCCUACACAAAGGGUGCGAAGAAACCCAAAUACUGGGAGUACAUCUACGAGGACUCCAUGAACCUGUGCGCCUACCUGCCCACUGUCGCGGCGGUCAUCUACUGCAAUAUCUUCAAGGGCGGAAAAGGCAACCGCAAGUUGGAGUCUUCCAAAGACUGGUCUGACAACUUUUGCAAUAUGAUGGGCUACAAGGACAAGGGCUUUGUGGAUCUGAUGCGACUGUAUCUCAUCCUUCAUGCCGAUCACGAGAGCGGCAAUGUCUCGGCCCACACCACCCAACUGGUGGGCUCGGCGCUCAGUGAUCCCUAUCUAUCGUUCUCGGCGGGCAUGUGUGGUCUGGCGGGACCCCUGCAUGGACUGGCCAAUCAGGAAGUCCUGGUGUGGCUGAACCAACUAAUCGAAGCCAUUGGCUGUGAGCCAAAGGAUGAAGAGAUACUCAAGUUUAUUAAUGAUACGCUGAAGAGUGGUCGGGUCGUUCCCGGCUAUGGUCAUGCGGUGCUGCGUCAGACCGAUCCUCGCUUCUCCCUGCAAAACGCGUUUGCGAUGAAGAACUGCAAGGACGAUCCGAGUGUUAAGCUUGUCACACGCCUGUGGAAACUCAUACCCAAGGUGCUUAAGGAACUGGGGAAGGUAGCCAAUCCCUAUCCCAAUGUCGAUGCCCAUUCGGGCGUGCUCUUGCAGUACUACGGCAUGACUGAGAUGAAAUACUAUACGGUUCUCUUCGGGGUAUCCCGUGCCUUGGGGGUUCUGCCGCAACUGAUUUGGGCUCGUGCUUUGGGUGCUCCCAUUGAGAGGCCGAAAUCCUUCACCACCGAUUUCCUGUGCAAGUUCCUUUCCAAGUCGAAGGACAAGAAGGGUAAGAAGUCUAAGAAGGGGCCCAAGAAGUGUUAAGAGUGGAACCAACCAUAAAGAAGGAGUAAUUUGGCAAAAUAUAAAAUAAAAAAAAAUUGGCAAACAUUGGGGCUUAAAAUAGA
Drosophila persimilis is the source of this 1582-nucleotide messenger RNA. RefSeq names its product probable citrate synthase, mitochondrial. Gene Ontology annotation, biological process: carbohydrate metabolic process; tricarboxylic acid cycle. The coding region runs from base 39 to 1499 and encodes 486 amino acids. Gene Ontology annotation, cellular component: mitochondrial matrix. The transcript has 3 exons. The record is from RefSeq and is a predicted model, not a curated record. Lineage: Eukaryota; Metazoa; Arthropoda; Insecta; Diptera; Drosophilidae.